AUGGCUGGCACUUAGACACUUGCUUACCUCGACAGCUUUCUCCAUCAAGUGCCCAGUACUUGGACCUAGAAUUAAGGCGCAUCAGCUUGCACAAACUCUAUGGACUUGCGACGCUCGACGAUGGUACAAUUUGGCCUUCAUUACUUCGGAAGCUGAGACCAGUCCUCAACCGGCACAGACCAGCGCAUUCAAUACCACAACGCCAUCUGUUCUUCUUUGAACACAUCCAGAAGUCUCCGAAAUAGCCAAUAAUGGCAGGUCACGACAUGUCUCUCAAUAUACGAGUAUCGCUUCUCGCCGCGCAGGUCCUGGAGUACUGGGGCGCCUAUCAGGCCAAGCUCGCGAAGAGGAAAGAGCACAAGCUGGCUGUAUUCGUGCCAUCGGUCCAGGGCAAUGUGGUAUCGCUGACAGAUUCGCAGAAACAGAAGCCGACACCGAAGCGUAAGGCUUCCCUCCCUUGGCAAGAAAAAGCUGCAGCUACUUGCUUGACACAAAAUCUCAAUGUCCUUUCGCAGAGUCAUGAAACUCCGCAGUGGUCUCCUGAUGAAACGCCUGACUGGGCUUUGGCUGGCGAAGACUCCCCGAGAUGCAGCUUUGACUCGCAUGUUUCGUUCGAGAUCGAGACGCCCGCCGACUAUGUUCACCUAAGCGAUUUGAUGGCAGCUCGACAGCUUGCCAGCAAUGACAGUGCAAGCGACAGCGGGAGCUCGGCAAGCCGCUUGUCAUGACAAUGUCGGAAAUCGUCGGGCGCUGCAGAUGUCCUUCUCUUUUCCGGAUACAAAGGCGAGCUGUCGUGAUGGCAUUGGGCACACUCGAAUUUGCAAGGUCGAAAUGGAGGUCACUACGCUAUGACUUGAAGGCUUUGGAGGUUGAUUUUUUUUCGCACUAUACCAAGCACUCUGAUACUCCUGUAACAGUUUAAUGCCAUAAAUACCAAGGCAGUCCAAGACUGCACAAGCC
Molecule: messenger RNA, 960 nt
Organism: Pseudocercospora fijiensis CIRAD86
Lineage: Eukaryota; Fungi; Ascomycota; Dothideomycetes; Mycosphaerellales; Mycosphaerellaceae
Exons: 3
Coding region: 252-728 (158 amino acids)
Source: RefSeq, a predicted model, not a curated record